AAGUUGCAGUCUUGAAUUUAUCUUCAUCAUAUUUUUUUAUCACUAAAAUAUUAUAGAAAAAGUUAUUAAACAAAUAAAAAAUUAAAUGAAUCAAUGAAAAUAAAAUUUUCAUUUGUGUUAUUUGAUAAAUGAACUACAUAAUUUAUCUAAAAAUUUAAAAAUGAUUUAGUUUUAUUGAAAGUUGCGAUGUUAAGAAUCUAUUUUUAUAUCGUGUCAAAUGCAACCUAGAAAAAUUAGUUGAAUUAGUGAUCAAUGAAUAGACUCAUUAAUUAGACAAUGUAAAAGCUGAGCGAAAAUUCACAAUUAACUAUGAAAUUUAACAAAAAAAAAUUUCUUUAUAGAACAACGUUUUUAUCGAUUAAAUCUGUUAAUUUUUGUCUUUUUAAGUGUAUUUUUUUUCUGUUUAUAUGCAUAAAUUUUUCAUAUGGAAAUCACUUAAAUAAUACAAUAGCACGAAAUGAAUUUGUUAAUCAAUGUCGGCGUGAUUGUAUCAUUAAGAGGGAUGUUGUGGGUUGUGGAAAAUACCGAGUUGUUAAAUGGCUUUAUGAAGUUGUACGUAAAAAGGAGCUAAGUUAUGGACCAUUCAGAGUUAUUAAAAUACCAGCAACAACUCAGAAUCCAAUUUUUCCCGAAAUACCAAAAACACGAGAUCUCAAAUUUCUAUUUGGUGAAACGUUAAAUUUUUUUAGAAAUAUUGGUGAUGAUUUUAUCAGACGACGAGCAGUGGUUUAUACGUUUAUUCCUUCAUCAAAAAAUUUUAGAUCAUUUGAAAAUGGUCCUCUUAUUGUUGAUGAGGAUGAACUUUCCAGUAUUCAAAAAGGAGACUCAGAUGAUUCUGGCUGGAGAUUAUUUCACAAGAAGAAAAAAUCAGUUAUUCUACCAGUUUUAAUACUUUUAAAUUUGUUAAAAUUAAAGCUGCUGAUAAUACCUAUAUUAUUUGGUGUACAUUUGAUUAAAAAAUUAAUUAUCAUUGGUGGAUUGUUUGUACCUGGUAUUUUAUCAAGAUUAAAAAUUUGUAAAGUACCACAUCAUCAUCAUCCUUAUCAUGCUUGGGCAACUGGUGCUGAUGCACCUGUUGAUUAUCCAACAGGCCACGGUUAUGAUGAUGUCGGCUGGUCUCAUCGGAAUGACUUACUACCAGGACCUGGAUAUAGCUAUCCACAAAAUUAUCAACUACAGUCACCGUACUCACCAUAUUAUCGACAAAGGCGAUAAUAAUAGUAUUUUAGGAACCUUAUAAGUGUAAUGCUAUUAAUAAUUUUUAUCGAA
Messenger RNA from Aphidius gifuensis, 1269 nucleotides. RefSeq lists its product as uncharacterized. The record is from RefSeq and is a predicted model, not a curated record. The coding region runs from base 310 to 1215 and encodes 301 amino acids. Lineage: Eukaryota; Metazoa; Arthropoda; Insecta; Hymenoptera; Braconidae. The transcript is spliced from 4 exons.